AGCUACAUCAGUGGGUGCGCGUCAGCCGCCAUGUCCGUUCGACGCUUGCGCAGCUUUCGCGUCCUUCUUGUUGUACUCGUAUUCGCGAACACAUCGCGUGCACUCGUUGACGAGGUCCUCGACGUCCUCAAACUAGGUAAAGAAGUUGGUGAAGAGGUGCUCAACUCCUGGGAUGUGUUCGGGAAACCUUUCAAUGCGACCGGCGGGGUGGACCUGCCGGUGGUCCGCCGGCGAGAGCGGGAGAUUAUGGCGCGACUCGCGGUCGUCUCGCGAUCGAUAGAAAAAUUAGAAAUUAGUGUACAGAAAGUUGGUGAUAUAGCAUUAUUCUUAGCCAAGAAGGGAAACAAGCCGACUAGGCUGGAGCUGCGGCUGCACGAGAUGUCAGACCUGUUGAAUCGUGUCGCGUGGUCCAACAGACAGAUGCGGGAGUACGUAGGUCAGCAGGAGAACCUGGAGCGAAGUACUUUGCAGGACUUCGCGGAGUGGUGUGUGUCGCAUGACCCGGGCGCACUGCCGGGGCUGCUGGAGAGAGUGCACGCGUUGGUGGUUCCUCCUCACAAGAACUUGUUGGGCCGAGGUCUACUACAGCUGAUUAUGGAUGACUUGACGGAGGAGGAUUCGGACGUGUGUGACCUGCAGAUGUCUCCGCACCAGCUUAUAUACGAUAUGUACAACACCAUAGCACUGACUGAGAUCAAGGGUUACGCCAUGAUGCAGUUCUCUUGGAUGCUGCUGAGGAUAUAUGGAAGAGGCAACUUCACACAAGAAGCAAGUUUGACGAGACAGAGGUAUUCGGAAAGGACAGGCCAGACUGCGACGGCGGCGCGGGCAGCGCUGGCUAUGUCUAAACGAGACCUGUACAGGUGCGACCCACCAGUGCACACCAGCGCGACGUAUGCCGAAGUGACGCGGCUGCUGCAAGGCUACGUGGAGAACGAAGUGGACAUGAAUGGCGACGCCACGUGCAAGGAGAACUGCGCCUUCUACACCCUCACCGAGAACCACGGCUGCUACAUGGAGCAGUUCUGCUACAAGCAGGACAAGUGCAGGGGCAGGAUCAUCGACUGCCAGUACCUCGACUCCGACAUGUGGGUCUGCCCUGCGAGUCGACACAGCCAGAGGCGGUACGAAUGGAUCGAGUAUGAGAACGGACGCACACUGGGCAGGGUCGGUAGCUGCAGACUCGGGGCAACCAAAGUCGACUCCUGGUGGAGAUGGACACUAACACACUGCUCGUAUUGCUUUUGUCUAUGCGAGGACGAAGCCAGCGUGGCUGAACGUUUCUUCAGUUUACGAGAAGUGUUGGCAGAUAUUAAUGAAAACAAGGUAGUGACAGGAAUGCGGCUCGUGAAGCUUGGAAAAGUGUUCCACAUCCAGAUCUAUCAAGGCAAACUGGUUGAACGAGGGUUCGUGGAGUCCUCGGAGGAGGUGCUGGCCCAAGCGUUCGACCCCGAGCAAGCUGGAGUGCUGGAGGGUGUGGACUACCACACGCUGACAUACGAGAGGAGAGCCAUUGACUUGGACGAGUUGGAUUCACCUUCUGGUCACGUCUUAACUGGAGCCAGAUUCCGGAUGAUCGGUGCCCAUCUACAUUUCGAGAUUCGAGCUACUCCGUUCAACUAUACCACAGGAAAACUUCACCCAGAAAAGAGUCAAUGGAUCAGUAACGACAACACUGAAGGAUCACACACACCGAGGACACGUCUAGAGUUGUACAAGCCGGACCUGCCGACUCGGUCGCACGCGGCGCUGCGCAUAGACUCGCAGCACGACCAGUACAUUGAGUUCACACACUCAGACUUCGACGCAGACGCCGCGCAGAGCACCGUGCCCUUCAUUGACGUGCAGCCUGUGGUGCCUUCCAAAGCCCUCAAUACCAAAGGCGCUACCUUACUGAGCGGCGCCGGGCUAUACCACAGAGGAGCUCGCGGCUCCGGCGGCUUCAUCGGCGUGAAGGUCAUCACCUACGACUACUCCAAACACGUGAAAGCAGAACCACCCCCGUCAGAGUUCGUUGACGAAUCGGAGACAACCGAAUUUGUGCCUAUCGUCAACUAGAUACGUUUUAAUUUCAUAUACUCAUUUUAUUUUGUAAUGUAGCGUAAUUGUGACUUUUGAUAAUACGUAUUUUUUAAGUCC
Messenger RNA from Spodoptera frugiperda (fall armyworm), 2139 nucleotides. RefSeq lists its product as uncharacterized. NCBI's taxonomy places the organism in Eukaryota, Metazoa, Arthropoda, Insecta, Lepidoptera, Noctuidae. The record is from RefSeq and is a predicted model, not a curated record. The coding region runs from base 31 to 2058 and encodes 675 amino acids. The transcript has 10 exons.